AUGGAGGCGCCACACGAAGAGGUGAAAAUAGAAAACCAAGAGCAGAUUGAAGACGUUGGUACGCCAAUCCUGCCAUCCCACACGCCUUUGUCGGAAAUCAUCGGACCCGCCUCGCCGCUGGCCCAGCGAUUGGCCCUCCUCGAGAAGUCCCUCCGUGUCCGUACAGCCGAGGACCUCCUCAAGGUGCCCAAGGCCGAGCUCAAGCGCGUACUGCCCGGGGCCGCCGUCGAGGCGCGCAAUCUGCUGCACGAGGUCUCAAUCCAUCUCUGCCCGGCCCCACUGCCGGCCCUCGCCCUCGCCAGCGACCCGAGCUUCACCCACAAGCUCAAGCUGGGCUGCCCCCUGCUCGACCAGUGCCUCGGCGGCGGCCUGCUGCCGCGCCACAUCACCGAAAUCGCGGGCGAGGCGGGCAGCGGCAAGACGCAGCUCUGCCUGCAGCUGGCCCUCCAGGUGCAGCUGCCGCCGGAGGAGGGCGGGCUGGGCGGCGGAGCGAUCUACAUCGGGACGGAGGGCAACUUCCCGCAGCGAAGGCUCGACCAGCUGCACGAGGCCUUCCGACACAAGCACGCCCACGUGUUCCCGCCGCGGCGCAAGGGGUUCGACCUGCGCGACAACAUCUACAUCAAGCACGUCGGGUCGAUCGACCAGCUGUUCCACUCCAUGCUCAAGCAGGUGCCGCCACUGGUGCAGCAGCGCAACGUGCGGCUGGUGAUCGUCGACUCUAUCGCCGCGCUCCUGCGCUACGAGUACGGCAGCGGCACGAGCCAGAUGGUCGAGCGGUCGCGGGUGCUCUUCUCGCAGGCCAACCAGCUCAAGCAGAUCGCCGACCAGCUGCAGGUGGUCGUGGUGGUCAUCAACCAGGUCUCGGACUACGUCGAUGACUCGCGGCUGGUACUGUCCGACUUUGCCGCCCACAAGAAGCGCGUGGUGCCCGCCCUGGGUCUGGCCUGGUCCAACUGCAUCAACUCGCGCCUGCUCCUGUCCAAGACACGCUCCACCUACCGCGGCGCCGUCUCCUCCUCCACAGUCUCCAACGCGUCCGAUGAUGAUGGCGAAGGCGAAGAAGGCCAGGAGCGAAAGCCAAAGAAGCGACGAGUGAGCAAUGAGGUGACGGUGGGCAUCAGGGACAUGAAGGUCGUCUUCUCCCCGUACAUCCCCAACAACUCGUGCUCCUUUAUCAUCGAAGGCGACGGCGUGCGCGGGGUCGAGUGA
Messenger RNA from Acanthamoeba castellanii str. Neff, 1212 nucleotides. Its product is annotated as DNA repair protein XRCC3, putative. The record is from RefSeq and is a predicted model, not a curated record. Gene Ontology annotation, cellular component: Rad51C-XRCC3 complex; replication fork. Gene Ontology annotation, biological process: resolution of mitotic recombination intermediates; t-circle formation; double-strand break repair via synthesis-dependent strand annealing. Gene Ontology annotation, molecular function: four-way junction DNA binding; ATP-dependent DNA damage sensor activity; ATP binding. The coding region runs from base 1 to 1212 and encodes 403 amino acids. NCBI's taxonomy places the organism in Eukaryota, Discosea, Longamoebia, Acanthamoebidae. The transcript is spliced from 2 exons.